Messenger RNA from Orbicella faveolata, 3232 nucleotides. RefSeq lists its product as uncharacterized. Lineage: Eukaryota; Metazoa; Cnidaria; Anthozoa; Scleractinia; Merulinidae. The record is from RefSeq and is a predicted model, not a curated record.
AUUGCUGGAAUUACUCUUUGUUGUCAAAGUUUUGGGAAUAAUACGAAUUUUGAUUGUGCAAAUAAAAUCAUUGCUUAUAUACAGAGAACACUUCUAAUCCAAUUUUAUUAUUUGACUAUGAAAUUACUGACACUGAAAAUCAAGAGCUCUAUAAAAGUCACUGUCAGUGUUGAUAAGAACCAUGCUUUGCAGAAUAAAAAGAACAUGAAAGGAUUCUCUAAGCCUCCUUCCUCUUCUUGCUGAGCAAAAAGUGUGAACAAGAUCUACAGCUUACUAUGUGUUGCACAUGUUACCAAAUUAAAUUUUGAAGUCAUGAAUUAGUGGGAAGGGCUGGAAUGGCAGGGCUAUACAAGCUGCCACAAACUCUAUUUCAACUGUGGAUGGAGUGUACACUUAGUGCACUCCCCCAAUAAUCCAAGCUAGGAUGCUUUGUAUUUGACUGAAUUGGACUUGUGGUGUAAAUGAUUCUGGUUAUCAUAGCUGGAUAGCUGCACAGUAACACUACAAAUUUCAGUGUACUGCAACACACUUAGGUAAAUUGAUUUCUCUAGCUAACAAUGGUCCUACAUUUCAGAAGUCCUAGUUGAUGGGGCCAAAACCGCAGUCCCAGGUGAGAAUGAAUCGAUUCCUCCACUGAUUGUUAGAGACGAGGUAUACAUGGCUGAAACUGAUGAGGAGUGUAGCAAGGAGGAAGACCAAGCUAAAUCUGGCGUCCAGAACAAGGAGGAGGAUCAAGAACGACACCAGGGUGAGAGUGAAGUAAGUGUUCCAGAAGAUUCAUCUAGGGAGGGGAAGAACACCACUGAAAGGAAAGCAUCUCUCGAAGAUGUCGCUAUGCGAAAAGAGGCAGCCGUAGAACAGGAAGUUAUCCCAGUUGUAAGUGAUGGCCACGAGGUUGUUCAGGAUGAGAGUAUUGCCCAAGAUGCAGUAAAUCAGGAAAUAAGCUCCACCCAAGAAGAAAUAGCCCUGCAAGAGAUUGCUUUCCUACAAGAGAUCACAAAAGAAGAUGGAGCAGCAAAAGAAGCGGUAAGUCAGGAAGAUAGUGUAGCCCAAGAAAUUGUUGAACAGAAGGAAGGUAUCACUCAAGAAAAAGAGGCUCAGGAAGAGAUUGUCUCUCAAGAGGAUGCUGACCAAGGAGAGCAAGGUCAGGAUGAGGGUUCUGCCAGCGAUGGAGUCUCCCGGGAGGACAGUGCUACCAAAGAACAAGUGGCUCAAGAGGAGGGAGCAGCCUCAGUAGAGCUUGCUCAGACAGAUAGUGGCACCCAAGAGAAGGAAGUUAAGGAAAUGGGUGGAAUAGAAGAGGAGUCAUCUGAUGGAGGCAUUAGUGCUAAGGAGGAGGUAGCUGAAGCAGACGGUGGUGUGCAGGAGAGUGUAGCUGAGACAGAUGAUACUACACAGGAGCAGGGAGCUGAGGCAGAUGUUGGUGUGCAGGAGGGCGUAGCUGGGACAGAUGGUAGUACACAAGAGGAGGGAGCUGAAGCAGAUGGUGGUGUGCAGGAAGGCGUAGCUGAAACAGAUGGUACUACACAGGAGGAGGGAGCUGAAGCAGAUGUUGGUGCUAAGGAGAAGGGGGUUGUGGAGUCAGAUAGUGGUGCUAAGGAUGAAGUGGUAGAGGCAGAUGGUGAUCCUCAGAUGGAGGAAGCUGGUGCUGACAUUAGUGCUAAAGAGGAGGUAGCUGGGGCAAUUAGUGGUACUCAGGAGGAGGAGGCUGAGGCAAAUAGUAGUGCUAAGGAGGAGGUGGCUGAGGCAGAUGGUGGUGGUUCGGAGAAUGUAGCGGAGGCAGAUAGUGGUGCACAGGAAGAUGUGGCUGAGGCAGACAAUAUUGCACAGGAGAAGGUAGCUGAGGAAGAUAGUGGUGUACAGGAAGAGGUAGCUGAGGCAGACAAUGUUGCACAGGAGAAGGUAGCUGAGGCAGAUAGUGGUGCACGGGAAGAGGUGGCGGAGGCAGACAAUGUUGCAAAGGAGAAAGUAGCUGAGGCAGAUAGUAGUGCACUGGAACAGUUAGCUGAGGCAGACAAUGUUGCACAGGAGAAUGUAGCUGAGGCAGAUAGUGGUGCACGGGAAGAAGUACCUGACGCAGACAAUUUUGCACAGGAGAAUGUAGCUGAGGCAGAUAGUGGUGCACAGGAAGAGGGAGCUGAGGCAGACAAUGUUGUACAGGACAAGGUAGCUGAGGCAGAUAGCGGUGCACAAGAAGAGGUGGCUGAGGCAGACAAUGUUGCACAGGAGAAGGCAGCUGAGGCAGAUAGUGGUUCACAGGAAGAGGUGGCUGAGGCAGACAAUGUUGCACAGGAGAAAGUAGCUGAGGCAGAUAGUGGUGCACAGGAAGAGGUAGCUGAGGCAGACAAUGUUGCACAGGAGAAGGUAACUGAGGCAGAUAGUGACGCACAGGAAGAGGUGGCUGAUGCAGACUGUGGUGCACAGGAAGAGGUGGCUGACACAGACAGUGGUGAACAGGGGGUAGCUGAGGCAGAUAGUUAUGCUAAACAAGAAAUAGCUGAGACAAACGGUAGUAGGUCGGAGAAGGUAGCUGAGGCAGAAAGUGGUGCACAGGAAAAGGUGGCUGAGGCAGACAGUGAUGCACAGGAGGUGUCUGACGCAGAUAGUGGUGCUCAGGAGAAGGAAGCUGAGGCAGAUAGGGGUGCUGAAGAAGUUACUGAGGUAGAUGGUGUUGAUCAGAAAGAUGGAGCAGAAGAGAGUAGUGAACAUAAGGAGGACAAUGAGGUAGGUGCUGCGGCUCUGGUAGGUCGAGAGCGCACUCAGGAAGACGGUGCUUCCAAAGGAGAAGUUGCAGCUCAGGUGAGUAACACUGAGAGAGAGGAAUUUGAAGGAAGCAGUAAACAGGAAGUGGAGACUGGAGGAGGUGGCAGCAACGCGACACAGGAAGGUGACUCUCUGGAAGAUGGCACAACGCAAGAGGUACCUCAAGACGAGAAUGUCACUCGGGACGAGGUGACGGAGAGCGAAAGUGCAGCUGCCAAGGAGGACAGCAAUGAGCAAGAGGUGGUGGCUGUGAUGGAAUCCGCCGCCACCUCUGAUGAUCAGAAGGUGGAAGAAGUACAAACUGAUUCUGAUGCUGUAACGAUGGAAGAGAAAGCUAAGGACGCGUCAGACGAUCAGUCAGGAGAGGGAAAGGGAGAAACUCCCCCAGAGGGAGGCGGGAAGGCAUUAUCAGAAGAGGGGAGAGACAGUACAAAAACCGAGGCCAGCUAGAGGCACCCAGACAACAGCU